CCCCACCUAGCUAUUACAUACCUCUUCACUCUCAUUAUUUUUGUAUGAAAACAUCUUCAGCAUCACGUACUCCAACUAACGUAACUUUGAAAUUCUGAGCUCAACUCAUCAGACUAGCAGCAGCAGCAUGGAAGAACACACAGAUUUCGUGCGAUUUAAGAGAGGCAAAUUGCGUCAACCAAAAAACAUAAUCAAGAUUAAGAGAACAUCUACUCCUGAUGAUGUAGCUGCUGUUCUUGCAAAGGAGAGAAAUCGAGACAAUAAUAAGCAUACAAAAGGUGAUGAUGAGGAAGAUGAAGCCAAAGAAUAUGGAGAUGUUUUAGAUUUUGGUGGUGAGGUGAGUGGGAAGAAUCGCCACAUCACCCAUGGUUUCCAUCUGGUAGAAGGGAAGAUGAAACAUGGCAUGGAAGAUUUCCUAGUUGCAGAGAAUAGGAAAAUGAAGGGCUAUGAUCUGGGUUUAUAUGCAAUUUUCGACGGCCAUUCGGGGCGUAAGGUUGCACAAUACUUGCACACUCAUCUCUUUCAUAACAUAUUGAAAGAGGUAAUUAUAAUUGAACCUGAUUUCUGGGAAAAUCCUGCAUCCGCCCUUAAGCGAGCAUACAAAAAGACAGAUAAUGAGAUCUUAAAGAACGUGGUUGGUGCUCGGGGUGGCUCCACGGCAGUGACUGCAAUAUUGAUCAAUCAGAAGCAGCUCGUUGUAGCCAAUGUCGGGGAUUCGCGUGCAGUUCUUUGUCGGAAUGGGGAGGUAAAACAAAUAACAGUUGAUCAUGAUCCACUCAAAAGAAAGGAGAAAAAGAUGGUUGAGAGCAAAGGAGGAUUUGUUUCUGAAAAGCCAGGAAAUAUUCCUCGUGUGGACGGGCAGUUAGCGAUGACGAGGGCGUUUGGAGAUGCAAAACUCAAAGAGCACAUCACUGUGGAACCUGAUGUAACAAUUGAGAAGAUAGACAAAGAAACAGAAUUCAUAGUUCUGGCAAGUGAUGGCUUAUGGAAGGUCACCUCAAAUGAAGAGGUAGCAGAUUGCAUCAGAGAGAUGAAGAGUGGUCAAAAGGCAGCUGAGGAGUUGAUUGAGGAGGCGCUUUUACGAGGUAGCAAAGAUGACAUUUCUUGUGUUGUGGUGAAGCUUGGCUGAUUCCCAAACUCUGGGAUUUGUAGUCCUCACUGAAUUGCUAAUUUCGUCUUCCCUUUUUGGGAUUAUUGUAAAUUUUAUAGUUAAUGCUAAGAAUGUGCUGAGGGUGAACUUCCCAGAUUUUGUGCUUGUCUUUUGAGGUCAGAUGAUGUUUUCAGGUUUGUUUUGUGUCUCUG
This is a messenger RNA of Ipomoea nil (Japanese morning glory), 1302 nucleotides long. RefSeq names its product probable protein phosphatase 2C 58. The record is from RefSeq and is a predicted model, not a curated record. Gene Ontology annotation, cellular component: cytosol; nucleus. The transcript is spliced from 7 exons. NCBI's taxonomy places the organism in Eukaryota, Viridiplantae, Streptophyta, Magnoliopsida, Solanales, Convolvulaceae. Bases 128 to 1129 code for a protein of 333 amino acids. Gene Ontology annotation, molecular function: protein serine/threonine phosphatase activity. Gene Ontology annotation, biological process: protein dephosphorylation.